Messenger RNA from Tripterygium wilfordii, 1579 nucleotides. RefSeq names its product KRR1 small subunit processome component. The record is from RefSeq and is a predicted model, not a curated record. The coding region runs from base 175 to 1323 and encodes 382 amino acids. Gene Ontology annotation, molecular function: RNA binding. Gene Ontology annotation, cellular component: nucleolus; small-subunit processome. Lineage: Eukaryota; Viridiplantae; Streptophyta; Magnoliopsida; Celastrales; Celastraceae. The transcript has 13 exons.
GCCUCUACCUCCACAAACUUUUUUCCUCCAUCCCGACAUCCAAUUUCGCCGCCACCCUAGUCAGUCGACGUCCACUACUUCAUCCCUUCUAAACGGUUUCUCCGCCGUCCGCUCUAGAAGCCGUUGCGGCCUUCACCCUCUAUCCUCAACUAGUGACCAUCUGCUAGUGCAACCAUGGAAAAUCAAAACGAUAAUCAUCAUGAAGAGGUGGAGCCAGUGCCGAAGAAGCAUAAAGGGAAGCACGACAAGCCGAAGCCGUGGGAUGAGGACCCGAACAUAGACAGGUGGACGAUUGAGAAGUUUGACCCGUCCUGGAACGAACGUGGCAUGCUCGAAGUCAGCUCAUUCUCCACCCUAUUUCCUCAGUACAGGGAAAAGUACUUGCAAGAGUGUUGGCCAAUGGUGAAAUCUGCAUUGAAAGAGUAUGGAAUUUCAUGUGAGCUAAAUUUGGUUGAGGGGUCCAUGACGGUGUCAACUACAAGAAAGACUAGAGAUCCUUAUAUUGUUGUCAAAGCCAGGGAUCUCAUUAAGUUGUUAUCAAGAAGUGUUCCUGCUCGGCAGGCAAUCAAAAUACUUAAUGAUGAAAUGCAAUGUGACAUCAUCAAGGUUGGCAACUUGGUUCGCAAUAAGGAACGAUUUGUCAAACGAAGACAACAUCUUGUGGGACCAAAUUCAUCCACGUUGAAGGCACUUGAAAUAUUGACAGGCUGCUAUAUUCUUGUUCAGGGUAAUACGGUGGCUGCUAUGGGCUCGUUUAAAGGUUUGAAACAAGUCAGGAAGAUUGUGGAAGACUGCAUGCUGAAUAAAUUGCAUCCUGUAUACAGUAUAAAGAUUCUCAUGAUGAAGAAAGAACUUGAAAAGGAUCCUGCUCUUGCUAAUGAAAGUUGGGAUAGGUUUCUCCCAAAGUUUAAGAAGAAAAAUGUUAAUCAGAAGAAGGUUAAGAGUAAAGAGAAAAAACCAUAUACGCCCUUUCCCCCGCCUCAACAGCCUAGUAAGAUUGAUAUACAACUGGAGACUGGAGAAUACUUUUUGAAUGACAAGAUUAAAUCAGCAAAGGAGUGGCAAGAGAAGCAAGGGAAGCGGGCAGAAAAAGAGGCUGAAAGGAAAAGGAAAAGAGAAGCUGCAUACAUCCCACCUGAGGAACCUGCUGAGCAGGAUUCUAACAAGUCCGAUGAGCAGAACAUAGAUGUGGCUGCUAUGACCGUGUCUUUAAAGAAAAUAUCAAAGGAGUUGAAAAAUCAAAAGUCUGCUGAGAAUAUCAAUCCGGAGGCAUAUAUUGCCGCAUCUGGAGAACGCUCUAAAAAGAAAUCUAAGCAUGCGUAAUCAAUGCAUGCAUUACUGAAGUUUUGAUACAAGUUGGUGGUUGAGGUGUUGCUAGAUUUUUUUUGCUGUUCUCCUCCUGGUGAUUUUGAUAUAUUGUAAUGUAUAUGCUUUGACAUUAAAACUAACGGCUGGAGCUGAGAUCAACAACUUUCAACCGAUUAGUAGCUUCAACCUCCUCUGCUAUGACUUCUAAUAACUCAUAUCGUCUGAAUCUGUUUCAUCACAUUGUCGUAAUGUUUCCCUACGAUUUGGCGAA